Molecule: messenger RNA, 2443 nt
Organism: Lepus europaeus (European hare)
Lineage: Eukaryota; Metazoa; Chordata; Mammalia; Lagomorpha; Leporidae
Product: butyrophilin subfamily 2 member A2-like
Exons: 8
Coding region: 9-1604 (531 amino acids)
Biological process (GO): T cell receptor signaling pathway; regulation of cytokine production
Cellular component (GO): external side of plasma membrane
Molecular function (GO): signaling receptor binding
Source: RefSeq, a predicted model, not a curated record
GGGCACUGAUGCAGCCAGCUGCUUCCCUGCCAGCCUCCCUUCUCUUCUUCUCCGCUCUCAGCCUGUGUGCCCGGGUCUCAGCCCAAUUUGCUGUCGUGGGGCCAACUGAUCCGAUCCUGGCCAUGCUGGGAGAAAACAUCACGUUAAGCUGCCACCUGUCGCCCGAGAAAAGUGCUGAGGACAUGGAGGUGCGGUGGAUUCGGUCUCAGUUCUCCCCUGCAGUGCUCGUGUAUAAGGGCGGACGAGAGAGACCAGAGGAGCAGAUGGAGGAGUACCGAGGAAGAACCACCUUCGUGAGCGAAGACAUCGGCAGGGGGAGCUUGGCACUGGUCAUACACAACCUCACCGCCCGCGAGGACGGUAUUUAUCGCUGUUACUUCCAAGAAGGCAGGUCCUAUGACGAGGCUACCAUGCGCCUCCUGGUGGCAGGCCUGGGCUCUCAGCCAGUCGUAGAAAUGAAGGAGCACGAGGACGGGGGCGUGUUGCUGGAGUGCACGUCGGAAGGGUGGUUCCCCGAGCCCCGCGCAGUGUGGCGAGGCCCCUACGGCGAGGUCCUGCCGGCCGUGGCCGAGGCGUACACGGCGGACGCAGACGGCCUCUUCACAGUCACCUCCGCUGUGGUGGUCAGGGACGGCUCUGUGAGGAACGUGUCCUGCUCCGUCAACAACACGCUGCUGAGCCAGGAGAAGGAGACCGUGGUCUUCAUUCCAGAGUCCUUUACGCCAGGCAUUUCUGCUUGGAUGGUGGCCUUGGCUGUCCCCCUCCCUGUUCUGAUCCUCCUCGUGGCUGGGAGCAUCUGUCUUAUCAGGAAGCUCCACAGGGAAAAGGAGAUUCUGUCAGUGGAAAAGGAGAUUGAACGUGAAGAGAAAGAAAUUGCACGUAAGGGCCUGGGGAAAGAUAGAGAUCAGCGACAUUAUUUUAUUUAUUUUUCAGAGCAACUUCAAGAAGAAUUGAGGUGGCGAAGAACCCUCUUACAUGCUGCUGACGUGGUCCUGGACCCCGACACUGCUCACCCCGAGCUCUUCCUGUCGUCGGACGGGAGAAGCGUGAGGCGCGGCCCCUUCCGGCAGAGCGUGCCAGACAACCCUGAGCGGUUCAGCUGCAGGCCCUGCGUCCUGGGCCAGGAGAGCUUCGCCUCGGGGAGACACUACUGGGAGGUGGAGGUGGAGAACGUGAUGGUGUGGGCCGUGGGGGUGUGCAGAGACAGUGUCGAGAGGAAAGGGGAGGCUCUGCUGCUUCCUCAGAACGGCUUCUGGACCCUGGAGAUGUUUGGAAACCAGUACCGGGCCCUGGGCUCCCCUGACAAGACCCUCCCCCUGAGAGAGCGCCUGCACCGCGUGGCCGUCUUUCUGGACUGUGAAGCUGGCGAUGUCUCCUUCUACAACAUGAGGGACAGAUCACACAUCUACACGUGCCCCCCGGCAGCCUUCGGCGGGCCCCUGAGGCCCUUCUUCCGGCUGGGGUCUGACGACAGCCCCCUCUUCAUCUGCCCAGCCUUCACAGGUGCUCACGGCCUCGCAGUGCCCGAGGGUGGCCUAAUCCUGCACAGGGCAGGGACCCACCAGCCCCCACAGCACCAAUUCCCUGGUCUCUGCGCCAUGUAAAGAAGCCCCGCCAUUGGUCCAGCGCCCCUGGCCGAGAGCAGUCUCUCUUUCCUUCUUCACAGGACAAUCUUUUUCCACCCUCCUCAUAUCCACGGCCGCCCCUGCCCCAGUUCUGCCCCUCACAAGGCUGUGGAUUUACCAGCUCAUUCACUUGUAACCAAGGGCAAGUCUUAUGGAACACACUUCACAGCCAAGAAUUCGGGAAAGUUGAGAAUGGGAUGGUCAGAAAAUCUGCCACUUUAACAUCAGGGCGGUACUGUUGAGCCACCAUGACAGUGGAUGCUGAAGACUUAAGGCAAAGGCCACUGGAUGCAGCAGGAUUAAGACUAGGAAGGGGACAGGGGAGGGGACCACACAUGGAAGCCAGAGACAGAGAAAGUGGGACCGGAGGGCUGAGGUUUGGGAGAGAGUGUGGGAGGCGACAGAGGUGGUUAAGCCCUGCUGCAACAGCUGUGGAUCCUUAGAGCUGAUGGCGCAUUAACACACAACCCCCAAGUCACCCAGCCUGCAUAUCCUAGGCCCAGACCUAGGAUGAAGAAGAAUAAAAACAAAGAGGCAUCUGAGUCUGGCCUGGCUCCUGUCCCUGUAAUGAACAGGAGUCGAGACUCAGUUCUUGAGCGUAGCUUGCAGCCUAGGUCCCAGCUGCGCUGGCGAGUGCCCGGACUAAUCUGCCCAAAGCUCGGUGGGUGAGCUUCUUGGUCUCAGGAUGCCUGCAGACACUCACAAAAGCGAUGAGGGGGCAGACAUUUGGCACCGCAGUUGAGAUGCCGCUUGGAUCACCUGCUCAAAUACUUGAGUCCUUGGCAUCCACGUGGGAGACCCAGACUGAAUACCAAACU